CCUAACGUCGCCCACAAAAUCAACACACAAAUUAUUUCCAAAAGUCACCACUUCUGCAGCGUAACAGCUCAAAAUGCAACGAUAAAUGAUGUUUAAAGGGCAGAAAUGCAGUCAGCUAAAGCAAAGAAGUCUUCUUUCAAAUGUCCUUCAUUUACAGCUCCAAUCAAAAGUGGUGAUAACUCUACUGCAGAGCAAGAUGGAAAGAAAAAACAGCAGACAGCAUCGUCUAGGGAUAAGGCUGACAAGGACCUAGAGAGCUCUAAUGCGAGAAACACCAGCACAGUUCUAUUGGAGAGCAAAACGGAGGCGGGCCUUGACCACAAGCCCUCUGCAAAAGGAGAUGGGAGCCAGUCUGAUGAGGUGGAUGCAGACAAAGAAGAAACUCAAGAAGAGGAGUUGAAAAAUGAGGAUGAAGAAGCACAGGUGGUUCCACAUCAGUCUGGUCCAGAUGAGCAUGGCGAUAAAGAGCAAAACAAUGUGCAGACUAAGAAAUCUGUGGAAAAGGUUAUGAAAAAAAAGAAGACUUUGUUUAAUGUCCAGCAGACUGAGCCUGAACAGAAGGAAACAAAAGGGAAAACUCUGAAUGCAAAAGAGACAACAAAAAAGGUUCUAAAACCCCAAAAAGAGGUCAUGCCAGUUAGGUCUUUGACUGAUGAAGAAUAUACUGCUAUAUUUGAUGCUGUCUUGGAGAGCGGAGAAACCUUUAACAUAGAUGAGUGGGAGCCCAAGGUCACACCUCCAAUUAAAGUUCGGGAGCCAUUGAAGAAGAAAUUCAGCAUCACAGUUGGCAAGAAGCCCAAACAACCUGAGGAGGCAAAGGCUGAUGAACUUGAUGAUAAGCCUUUAACUGAGAACAAAGAUGAAGAAAGCAGUACAACUGACAAACCUGAGAAGAACAAAGAUGUGAAAGAAAAGAAGAAGAAAAAUAAACAAGUAGAAAAGAAAAUAACUAAGCCAGAUGAUGCAAAGAAUAAACAAGAUGACAUAAAAGACAGCUGUGAUGAAGAUGAGAACAAUAAUAAAGUUGAAGAAACUGAAAAUAAAGAGAUUGAUGAAUCACACGAUUUUGAUGAUGAACAGGAGAAAGUUGAAACUGAAGGUGAUGAAGUCAAAGCUGAAGUUGAUGCCAGUAAGGAUGAUGAUGAUGAUGAUGCUGAUGAUGCAGAGAGUGUGCGGAGUGGCCAAGAUGCAGAAGUUGAGGAACAGAUAGAUGAAGAAAUAAGGCCAAGUGGUGUACAGAGGGAAAAUGAGACUACCCCUCCAGGUAGUGAGGCUGAUCCUGCAGAAGCCUUUGUGGGUCUUGCUGCCUCGCCCAGCAAAAAGAAGAAGAAAAUCAAGAAGAGGGACAAGUUGGAACCCAAGAAACUGCCUUUCCAGGAGAAACAAGCAGCCCCUGCUUCUAUGGUAGACCAAAUAAAACAAAUGAAGAAAGAAAAGGCAUUGAAGAAAAAACACAAACAUACUGAGGAACAUACUGUUCCUAUAAAGAAGGCCAAGCUAGACUCAAAGGCUCACACAAAGCCUACCAAGACCAGCACCAUUACUCCUGUGAAAAAAGUCAACAAGCGUAAAAAGAUGAUAGAAAGAGAACUUGAACAUAAUGGCACGUGGGUGCAGUGCUGUAACAGUAGUUGUAUGAAGUGGCGCCACCUUUCUGAUGUCAACGACCCAGCCAUGGUGCCUGAUAGAUGGACAUGCUCCAUGAAUAAAUGUGAAAAGUACAACAGUUGCAGUAAGCCAGAGGAGGAGUAUGACGAAAAUGAACACAUUUACACAAAGUUCACCGAAGGCUCUGUGGUUUGGGCAAAAAUGAUGGGAUACCCCUGGUGGCCAGCCAUGGUGGAAAUUGAUCCUAAUUCAGAGACCUUCUUCUCUGUUGAAUCAGAGGAUUCUAUGAUCCCAACACAUUUCCAUGUGGUAUUCUUUGAUGAGCGUGUCUCACGGGGUUGGGUGAAGGCACAACACAUCAUGUUGUUGGCUGGGGAUGAGAAAGAAGACAAGGUUAUAAUGACUCCAAAGAGGUAUGCCAAAGAUGUUGCUGCUGCCAAGAAAAAUGCCCUUCAUGCUCUGAAGUGCGAUCUUAAGGAGAGAAUAGAGCUGUUUGGAUUUGCUGCGAGGUUUAAAGGAAUCUGGGAACAUAAGCCAGUAAAAGUCAAGGAACCUGGCCGCUCGAAAAAGAAAGCCAUGUCUACCACAUCAAAGGAUCAGUUUAAUGAACUUCUUGAUGAAACCACUAUGGAUGAAGUUCUCGACAAUGCUGACUCCAUCCUGGAUAAUGUUGAAGAUAUGCUGGAUUCUAUAGACAGUGAUUUUAUUGAUUCGGAUGAGGAGGCAAGUUUUGUUCCACAUGAGCUGGUUGUUGUAGAAACAAAGAGGAAACACAAAGGUCGAGUUGUUAAAGAUACAAAGCGAGUCAAAAUUGUUAGUCCACCCUCAACCCAAGAGCAUGAAGAAGAAGAAAACCAAAAAACUGACAACUCUGAUAUUGAAAUUAAUAAUAAACUUGAUGCAGUCACAAGUAAAACUGACAAGUUUCCAACAACAAGGGUCAACUUUGAUAAAGAAAUAUUUACAAUGGAAAUGAGUGAAGCGAGUGACAUUGACGAAAUUGUUCUAGCUGUAGAGGAGACGGAAAAUCAGACUGGCAAUAAAAUCACAAAAGAAACAAAUAUCAAAAUAACAAAAAAGGAGAAAAAAGAAGUGAACAAAUUUAAAACUGAUGCAAAAGCGAAAGAAAAUCAGAAAAAUGCUGACACAAAAGAAAGUCUUGAAAAAAAUGACUCCGACAUUGAUGUAAAAGCAAAAGAAAAACAUGAGGAAAUUAAAGCAGUUGCUCUCCAGGAGCAGAAUGUUGAACUUACUGAAAAAGAAUGUAAUUCUGUUCCAGAGGCAGAGAAGCAAGAUGAAAAACCUAACCAAGUAAAGUCAUUUGAUGAUAGUUGUGUUAAUGUUGAGGCUGAUAGUGAUGAUGAAAUGGAUCUCUUUGAUAACAUUGACAACAAAGUUGAAAAACAGGAGGAACCAAUAGAGAAUUCAGAGACAGAAGCUAGACACGAAGUAAACCAAAGUUUAGAAGGUUCUGACAUUGAGCUUAGUUUGGAAGAGCAUUCCUUGUAUGAUGAUGUGAUAGCUGGGGAUGCUAAAGUGAGAGGGAGGGAAAAUAUUUAUGCACCCAGAGAAGUGUCUAAUGAGGUCCCUGCGGUUGGUAUGGAUGGAGAGGACAGUGACCCAUUUGAUCUCAUGGAGGAAUAAUUAUAAAGAGAUAUGAUAGAUUUAACAAAAAAACUUUAUUUAUUAUUGAUGAAUAUAGUUGAAGAGGACAAUAUUACCUUUGAUCUCAUUACAAAAUAAGAAUAUCUUCCAGAUGUUUAGAUUAGUAUGUGUUUUUAGCUCUCCUGAGCACGAAGUGCUCAAGGUGAGCUAUUGUGAUCGCCCUGUGUCCGUCGUCCGUCGUCAACAAUUUGACUGUUAACACUCUAGAGGUCACAAUUUUGGCACAAUCUUAAUGAAACUUGGUCAGAAUGUUACCCUCAAUUAAAUCUUAGACGAGUUCGAUAUUGGGUCAUCUGGGGUUAUAAACUAGGUCAUUAGGUCAAAUCAUAGGAAAAGCUUGUUAGCACUCUAGAGGUCACAUUUAUGACUGUAUGUUCAUGAAACUUAGUCAGAAUGUUUAUAUUGAUUAGCUCUAGGCCAAGUUAGAAUCUGGGUCAUGUGUGGUCAAAAACUAGGUCACCAGGUCAAAUUUAAGGAAAAGCUUGUUAACACUCAAGAGAUCACAUUUAUAAUGUAUCUUCAUGAAAAUUGGUCAGAAUGUUUAUAUUAAAAAUUUCUAAGUCAAGUUUGAAUCCAGGUCAUUUGUGGUCAAAAACUAGGUCAUUAGGUCAAAUCAUAGGAGAACCUUGUUAGCACUGUAGAGGUCACAUUUAUGACUGUAUGUUCAUGAAACUAGUUCUAGGCCAAGUUGGAAUAUGGGUCAUGUGCGGUCAAAAACUAGGUCACCAGGUCAAAUAAUAGGAAAAGCAUGUUAACACUCUAGAGGCCACAUUUAUGACCAUUAUGUUCAUGGAACUUGAUCAGAAUGUUAUUCUUGAUGAUCUUUAGGUAGAGUUUGAAAAGGGGUAAUCAGAGGUCAAAAACCAGGCCACUAGGUCAAAUCAUAGAAAAACUUUGUAAACACUGUAGAGGUUACAUCCUCUCUUUGAUCACCAUGAAACUAUGUCAGAAUGUUUAUGUUUAUGAAGUCUAUGUCAAGUUUGAAACUGUGUCACCUGAGUUUAAAAACUAGGUAUUGAAGUCAAAUCAUAGAAAACAUUGUUAAAACACUGUUGAGGCCAUAUUUUAUACUUGAUCUAUAUGAAACCUGGUCAGAAUGUACUUAUUACAGCAAGGUAAGGUUUGCAACUGGGUCAUCCGUGAUAUUAAAAAUCAUCCAUUAAAAAAAAAACUUGGUCACUAGGAAGGAUCUAAGUAAUAUAUAUUCUUUAAUUCCAGCAGGUAUAAAUGUUUUGAUUCCAUACCUCAUGAUUAUAUGAAGAUUUAUUGAAAAUAUACUCUGUAAUUUAAUAAAAAAAACUCCUUCCAUGAUGAAGUCAUAAGUAUGUAUAAUAAGUUUUCAGUGUUUCGUGCAUUUUCAUGUAGAACAAGUGUUUUAAUCACACUCACUGCUAAAAUACAUUCUGAAUUAAAUGAAACAAUUUUCAUGUUUAAACUCCAACCAUAACAAGAACAGAAAAUAAAAAUGUACAAACAAAGACAAGUACGCAUCCUUUCUAAGGUAGCAGACCACCAGACUGACAUUUCAAAUUCUCUAAAACUGUAAUACCCUCAACUUUAAUAUUUAACAUGUAGCAAAUUUGUUUGGAUUAAGUCCCCGCUCGUUGCACUUUCCAUUGCCCUAAAAAAUACUUAUUCCCUCCCCAUGUCACAAUUGGCCCCACCCUGAAAACACUUAUUUCACACUUGAAUUGGAUCAGGUGAGCGAUACAGGGCCUUAAGGGCCCUCUUGUUUAUUUUUUUUUAGUUGUUAAAUUAUAAUAGAUUUUUGGUGCUGGCUGAUUUUUUUUACAUUGUAAGGUCUUGUAUCUGUUAUUGGUUAAUAGGUAAAAUAUAAGUUUUUAGUUAUUGAAGACAUGACCCAGAUUGUAAUGUUUAUUUCAGAAUGUCCUUUCGCUGGAAAAGAUUGUGUAAUGCUUGAAUUUUAUGUUAACUCAGUUUUUACAUUGACUGAUUAAUAUUUCAUGAUGUAUUGUAUUGAUGUUGUUGGUGCUCCGUUAUAUCCGUUUAUUAAAAUGUUUAUUAAAACAGCAGCUAUUUACAAUAUGAUUACUUUAAAAAAGUUAAUUUUUUUCCAUUUGUCUGUUGAUGAUUAUGUAUAAAUUGAGUAAUAUGUGUAAGGGUUGGUUGAAAAUACCU
Mya arenaria is the source of this 5412-nucleotide messenger RNA. RefSeq lists its product as uncharacterized. The transcript has 21 exons. NCBI's taxonomy places the organism in Eukaryota, Metazoa, Mollusca, Bivalvia, Myida, Myidae. Gene Ontology annotation, cellular component: nucleus. The record is from RefSeq and is a predicted model, not a curated record. Bases 106 to 3252 code for a protein of 1048 amino acids. Gene Ontology annotation, molecular function: zinc ion binding.